UUUCACUUUUGAAGUUUUUCUAGUUUCGUUAGCACAUAGUAAGGUACUAAAUCAUUUAUCCAGGAGCAAAUGCUGACCCAGAGGGAGACAGGUUAUGGGCAGCUAACACCCGAGAUGCCUGUGAAAUAGCAGAGUUAUUAUUGUCCAGGGGAGCUUAUGUUGACCCUAUAUGCGCAAAAGGAACACCUCUAAACGUUGCUGCCCAAAAGGGAAAUGUGAGAAUGUUGGAAUUGUUGUUGAGGCAUCAGGCAAAUCCUAACACAGUUGUGCAUUUAGUGUAUACACCACUUUCAUAUGCUAUCUCCGCUUCUUCACUGAAAUGCAUGGAACUACUUAUUAAGGCUGGUGCUGAUGUCAAUGCUGGUAGGCCUGUAGUAACACCAUUAAUAAUAGCUGCAUCCUAUGGCUUCACUUGUGGCAUCAAGUGUUUGCUGGAAGCUGGUGCUGAUGCAAAUAUUCCUGAUGAAUUUGGUAGAACAGCAGCACAAAUUGCUGCAACCAAUGGAUGGAUGGACUGCGUUGAGAUUCUUUCCCCUCUCACAGCCUCUGCAGGCACUGAUGAUCCUCUGGAUGCAAAUGAUGGAUUUGCUUUGAAAGUUCAAGGGGAUGCUGCACUUGAGGGAAAUGAUUAUGCUGAUGCGUUGGCUCUCUAUACCAAGGCAAUUGAGAUUGACCCUGAUGAUUCAACCUUGUAUGCAAAGAGGAGCCUUUGCUGGCUGCGUAUGAGUGAAGAAGACAAAGCUUUGGAUGAUGCUUAUGCCUACAGAGCUAUGAAGAUCGAUCUAUCAAAUUCCUGCUAUGAGCAAGCAGCAGCUCUGAUACUGGUUAAGAUUAAAACUCGCAGCUGCAUCUGCUGA
Molecule: messenger RNA, 857 nt
Organism: Lolium rigidum
Lineage: Eukaryota; Viridiplantae; Streptophyta; Magnoliopsida; Poales; Poaceae
Product: ankyrin repeat and SOCS box protein 3-like
Exons: 8
Coding region: 222-857 (211 amino acids)
Molecular function (GO): protein binding
Source: RefSeq, a predicted model, not a curated record